Molecule: messenger RNA, 2864 nt
Organism: Drosophila arizonae
Lineage: Eukaryota; Metazoa; Arthropoda; Insecta; Diptera; Drosophilidae
Gene: indra
Product: zinc finger protein indra
Biological process (GO): regulation of transcription by RNA polymerase II
Cellular component (GO): nucleus
Molecular function (GO): DNA-binding transcription factor activity, RNA polymerase II-specific; RNA polymerase II cis-regulatory region sequence-specific DNA binding
Source: RefSeq, a predicted model, not a curated record
ACAACGUGCUGCUACUCGGAUUUUAAGCAUUUUAAAUAUAGGACAAAAUGAGCGGCAAUUCGAAAAAGGAGCUAAUCCUUUGUGACUAUUGUCAGAUCGAGAAGGAUGCAAAUCAGAUUUACACGGCCAGAAAACAAUUUGCUGGCUGCAAAAUCGUUGACAUUCUACAAAGUGUCACCCAUUUGACCAUACCAGUCGCAACACCUGUUAAGUUAUGCAGUCUAUGUGCUUCCACUUUGCAUGCCACAACCGGCGCUAUCGCAAAAGCCGUUGAAAUGGUUUCCAAAUUGUUGCCAGUUGCCAAGAAGCAGAAACAGCAGCAGAUUGAGACUGUUCUAGUCCCUGAUGAUGAGGGCGAUACAGAGCCGACAAGACGUUUGUCAAUCGUUGACAGUCCCAAAGUAUCAGCUAAACAGCCAACAUCGGCGACACCCAGCAAAAAAGAUAAGAAAAUCAUUAAAAACAUUAAUGACACGCCCACAAACGUACAGCAGAGUCCAAAGACUCUGCCGGCUAAGGCAAAGUUGCCACAGACAAGCACACCAAUAACAGCAGUGCCAUCUACUCCUAAGAAACAACAAGACGACCUCGAGAAGAGUCUGCAGAAUUCAAUUAAGAUAACAACGGCCAAGGAUGUGCCCAAAAAGAACAAGGAAUUCAAUCAGCUGUUCGGUAAAAGCGACGAUACUGUCACCGACUCUGAGGAAGAGGAUGGAGAAGAGGAAGAAGGUACCAUCGAAAAGGUAGAUUUUAAGAACAUCUCUAUUGGCUUCGAGUGCAAACUGUGCGACUUCACUUCCCCCAAUCCUAUCCCAAUGAAACGACAUUUAAAGGAAUUGCAUGGCCAAAAGCGUCCCCGCAUUUACAACUGCUUGAAAUGUGCCAAAAGUUUUGGUGUAGUGAAAUCCCUAAAGGCGCAUUUGUUGACACAUGGGAUUACCGAGGAGAAAGAUGAGAAACAAAUUGCUCCCGAUCCACAGCUGGCAGUCUUAACUGCCCUAAAGCCAAAGCAAAAGCCGCUAGAAGCUGUCGCAAAUGAUGAAUAUACUUUCGCCGUCACAGACACCAACUCGUCGACACCAAAACCCGCAGGGCAGCCGAUUCAGCCAGAGAUACAGUCCAGCAAAUAUCAGUGCGAAUUAUGCCAACUUGAACUGGAUGAAGUCAAGUCGUUGCAGGAACAUUUAAAGACUGUCCACAACGUCGACCGUCCCAAGGUAUUCAAAUGCGAAGUGUGCGACAGUUACUUUAUGUACAAGAAAACAUUGAAUCACCACAUUAAAGUCAAACAUAUCACCGGUAAUGGGGAAGGGGCUAUCAAAAAAGAAACGCCAGCUAAAAUUAAGAUUCGACGCAAAACUGUAUCAGUCGAACGUAGCCCAGCUAAAACUAUGAAAACCGGCUACCCACAAUUGCCAGUAAAAAUUGCAGCCAGGCGCAAGACUGUAGCAGCGGAGUUGAUUGAAAGGAAUGAGUCAGCUGUCCAGACAAUGUUGAACUCGCCAGCUAAAAAUCCGGAAAAAGAAGCAGAAAAAUCCGACUACCUUAUUGAUAAAACCAUCGUUGAAGUCCUUGACGAACUUAUCGAGGAUCUACCAAUGCCAAAAGAGAGCAAAUCAAACGAGGAUAGUGCAAUUGUCGCAGACAAGUCAAAGAAGACUAAGAAACCAACACAAAUGCUCAAGCAAACCUUUGAGUCGCUGUUGGAGUCGCCUAUCAAAAAGAAACCCAGAACUGAGUCCACUCAAUCGGAUAUCAUGAAUAAAUCAAAAUCAAAGGGCGAGCAAAUACCAGCCACGCCCACCCAGGAAAACAGCGUGGACUCGACACAGAUCACCAAAAAGAGUAGGGCCAUAAAAGAUAUUGAUUCGCUAGAUUCAUCACAAGCUAUAGAGAACGGCAUGCAAACUAAGAAAUUCAAAUCCCAAAAAGAAGUAGAAGAUAUAAACUUAUCAGAAAGCAUGAAUGGAUCACCAAAGAAAUCGAGCAAGCGUAAGCAGCGAGAAGAGGAAUCAUCACAGGCGGAUACGGCCGACGAGUCUCAAGUGUCCCUCACUGCAGAGCUGAAGUCGCUGAAUAAUUCUAAGGCGGACAAAUUGAAGGCGGGAGAUGUCAUUGAUCUGCUCGAUGAGAUCAAUCCCAAUGUCAAGCCGCACAAGCGCAUUAAACUCGACUCUCUGGAAUCGGAGCUGAGCUGCAACGUCUGCAGCAAGGUCGUUGGCUCCCGCAAGCGUCUCGAUUCGCAUAUGCGUAAGAAGCAUAUUGUACAACUGACCUGUCCCAAUUGCAAGGUGGCCUACGCCGACAACUUGGAGUAUGUCAAACAUUUCUCCUUCUGCAAUGCAGUCGAUGGUCUGCCGUGCGGCUUCAAGAACUGUGAAAAGGUUUUCGCUGCGGCAAAUUUCUUGAGCUCCCACUUGAAUAAGAAACACAAGGGCUCCAAUUAAUUAAGAUCUUAUCACAUCAAUUCAGCUGGCCUUAGAGAUGCCCCAAUGACUGAAUAUUUUAUUUUGUAAUUUCUUUUUAAGGAAAAUGAAACCAUUUGUAACGAGUACAAAACCUUAAAUGACCCAACACAACUGUCAACUAAAUGGAAACAUUUAAUUAAGGAAAUAUAUUUUUAGUUUUUUUUUUUUAGAUAUAUAUUGUUCCGACUUUCAUGUAACAAUAAGCGCAAAUGUAGUUUACAAGAAGGAAAACCAACUAUAAUUUGAGAGCAGUUUGUAUAGCAGAGCGUUCCAUAUAUGUACAUAUAUAUUAAAUGUAUAUAUUUUUUGUUCUCUACAUGCGUUGCUAUGUGUUUUAAUGAGUAGCCUUAAGACAAACCCCCAACAAAAAUGAUUUACGCAGAUCCCGCGCGUAAC